AUGGGCGCAUCGUGCAGCGAUUGCGCCAUCCGUCAGGAUGCUGACCAGCUGGGCUCCAGCACCUCCUCCUCCAGGCAUGCCGCACCCGAUUUCAGGUGCGCCCAAGGCGGCGGCUUGACCAGCAAGGGCGGCGAGGGAGCCGCUGGCGCACGCGGCGACGACUCUGGCUGCGGCCCAGGCCUGGAGCGUCGCGUCAGCGGCCGGGGUGCGGCAGAGGAGGAACUGGCGGCGCUGCUGCCGAGCGAGCAGAGGGCCCAUGGCAUCCGCCGCCUGAGGUGCUGCCGCCGGCGGGCGAGUCCUCUGAAGCUCGAGGAGGGCAGCCCUUCUCGUAGACCGCAGCCCGACGUGACUCGGCCGUGGAGGGCGCCCAACGACCCCCUUCGCGCAGAGUGGGAAGUCGUCGCUCGCGGCGUGAGCGAGCAGGAGUACAGUCGCCUCCAGGGCUUCCGACGGCUCGUGGAGGCAAGAGGCCUGGACUCGCACAAGGCGUGCGCCGAGACGCCGCACACACGCCGCGCCGUGACGCUGCUGCGGUUCCUCCGCGCCCGGCAGGGCAACUCCGAGCAGGCCUGCGGCUUGCUGUCUGAGGCACUGGACUGGCGCCGCGACUUCGAGAUCGACCGCCGGAUGAGGGAGUGGAAGGCAGAGCUCCGGCAGGGCACGUCCGCCCGGCUGCGCGUUCUGAUGCGCUACAAGUGGACCUGCGUAUGCAAAGACGCCUUCGGCUUGCCAGUGUUCAUUCACCGGGAGAGCGUGUGCGACGCUGGGGGUCUGUUGCGAGAGUUGGGGUCGGACUUUUUGCUUGUGCACGCCGUCACCGAGGUGGAGGACGCUUUCGAGGUGGCGAGAGAGCAGAUGCUGAGAACAGGGGUCUUGCGGACCUCAUUUGUGGAGAUAUACGACGUCGGGAACUACGGUCUGGUGCCGAACUACUGGCAACGCGGUUGGGACGGCGUCCCCUUCUUUAAGAGUAUUGUGCCCGUGAUCGAAAAGGUGUAUCCAGAGCGAGUGAGACUUGCAUUUGUCAUUCGUAUGCCGCGGUCCUUUUGGCUGAUCCUGAAGCUAUUCUGGCCUCUGGUGCCCCCCGAGACAAAAAAGAAGAUAAAGAUGCAUGGGUUCCCAGCACGAGCCUUCCGCGAGGAGCUGAUUGAGGCGAUCGGCGAGUCCAACGUCCCGCCCUUCAUGCUGACAGACGACAUGCAGGUCAUCGCAAAGGCCCAGCCCCAGGGCGGCCUGGUGCCCAGGGGCGCCCUGGCCAGAGAGGAGGCCCUGGCAGCGAAUGGGCGCCCAGCGAUUGCCCUGUGA
This is a messenger RNA of Prorocentrum cordatum, 1305 nucleotides long. NCBI's taxonomy places the organism in Eukaryota, Dinophyceae, Prorocentrales, Prorocentraceae. The record is from the annotation of a GenBank genome assembly.